AUGAAGGGCAUAAUAUACCUUGGAGCAGCGGUUGCACUGCUCAGAUCCGUUGCUGCUUUCCUUCCCACGAAUCAUGACGACUACGAUGACCAAGACCAGGUCAUCUUGCAGCCCGCAAAGGGACUUAACAAAGCCGCCAGUACUGUAGCAGAAUCAACCGAACACAUCGAAGCAGCGAUACCAGCCCAAAGGUUCGCCUCCAACUCUCCUCGACCCCACGACACACCAUCCCAGAACCCAGGCCAAAGCCCCUCACCCCAUGAUACCACCCUUCACCCAUCCCAGCCCCAAAAAUCCAACUUCACCAUCGGCUCCGCCUCCUCCCAAUGGGCCAUAGCCUACACCCCUUACACCAGCACCCUAUCCUGCCUCUCCGCCUCCUCCAUCCGUUCCGACGUCGCCACCAUAGCCCGCAAAGGCUUCACCUCCAUCCGCCUCUACUCGAUCGACUGCUCCGCGCUCCGCCACGUCGGCCACGCCGCCCGCACCCACGGCCUGAAACUCAUCAUCGGCAUCCCCAUCGACGACGGCCUCGCCGACGCCGAAACCCAACUCUCCGACCUAAUCGCCUGGGCCGGCACUCCCGCCGACAACCAAUGGUCACUGAUCGAACUCAUCGUCGUCGGCAACGAAGCCAUCUUCAACACCCACGCCACCGCCCCCGCCCUCGCAACCUUCAUCACCACCUCCCGCGUCACCCUCCGCGCAGCCGGCUACGCCGGCCCCGUCACGACCACCGAACCCCUCUCCAUCCUCGCCCAGCACCGCCGCACCCUCUGCCCGGCCCUCGACCUCGCCGCCGCCACCAUCCAGCCCUUCUUCCACCCCUCCGUGCCCGCCGCCGCCGCCGGCGCCUACGUCCGGUCCGAGCUCGCGCGCCUCGCGGCCGUGUGCCCGGGCCUGCCGGCCGUGUGCCUGGAGACCGGGUGGCCGAGCCGCGGCCGCCCGAACGGGGCCGCCGUGCCGGGCUACCUGGAGCAGUGGAUGGCCGUCGCGGGCAUCAUGGCCGAGGGGGCCGGGGGCCGGAGCGUGGUCUUGGGCUUCGGGGACGAGGGGUGGAGGGACGAGGGGGCGUUUGGGGUCGAGGGGAGUUGGGGGUGCGGGCAUGUUUUUGGGGAGUGA
Molecule: messenger RNA, 1122 nt
Organism: Letharia columbiana
Lineage: Eukaryota; Fungi; Ascomycota; Lecanoromycetes; Lecanorales; Parmeliaceae
Exons: 1
Coding region: 1-1122 (373 amino acids)
Biological process (GO): cell wall organization
Cellular component (GO): fungal-type cell wall; cell surface; extracellular region
Molecular function (GO): glucan endo-1,3-beta-D-glucosidase activity; 1,3-beta-glucanosyltransferase activity
Source: RefSeq, a predicted model, not a curated record